UGGUUCGAGUGCACGUAGUGCACUGUGGGACAGCGGAGGAGUUAGAUGAGCUCAGCCACCUAAGAGAGAUGGAUGUGUUUCUGAUGAUCCGGCGUCACAAGACGACCAUCUUCACCGAUGCCAAGGAGUCGACCACUGUCUAUGAGCUGAAGCGCAUUGUGGAGGGCAUCCUCAAAAGAGCACCAGAGGACCAGAGACUUUACAAGGAUGACCAAUUGCUUGAAGAUAGUAAGACUCUAGGAGACUGUGGGUUCACUAAUCAGACAGCAAGACCCCAGGCCCCAGCCACUGUUGGACUGGCUUUUCGCAUUAAUGAUGACGUGUUCGAGCAGCUGCGUGUGGAGCCCUUCUCCAGCCCCCCUGAGCUCCCUGAUGUCAUGAAGCCCCAGGACUCCGGCAGCACGGCAAACGAGCAGGCCGUGCAGUGAGGGCGGGGCGGGGGGGUGCACUGAAAAGAGGAGCGAGGGGGUCUGGGAAGGGUAGGAGGGCUGGAAGAAGGGCUGGAAGUGGUGUUGUUUGUAAGGUAGAAUAUGGGGGGGGGAUAAGGGUAUUGGGGAGUAAGUGGAUGUAUACCUGUGAUCUUUGAUCUGGCUAAACUAUUACUCCUGUCAAAUCACAUGCAAUAAAUGGACAUGAACUCACAAGAUAUAUUAACCCCCCUCCUCAGCACAUGCGUGCAUGUUUAGAUUGCCACAAACAGGACACUUGAACACAUUUCUGAUUGACACAUUGGCCUAGUUGCAGGCAGUCUUACAGGACAAACCAGUGUAAGGUAGGGCUUAUAACACACCUUACAUUUUAUUUAAAGUGAUUUCAGGGGAAGGGUGGCUUAAUGUGUAUUUGUGUUUAUUUGGACAUGGGGGCCUAAAAAAUUUGAACCCCCUCUUGCAGAAUGCAGUUAUGUUACUGUGUGUUACCUUAGUGAAUAUUAAUAUUAUUUAGGAUUGUCAUGAUUUUACAGGGAAUACAACAGGGGGAGAGGGGAGUAUGUAAGUUUGUUCUGUGUUACAAGAGAAAACGUGCAUGGAAUCUUAAUAAAAAUACAGAUACAAACUGGAUGCUAGAACUUCAGUGUACACUUGAACACAGAAGAUGUCACAAAGAUCUUGCACCAGAAAGCAGCCCUUUCAGUGUCAACCUGGAACUUUUUUUCCUUUUAAAGUGUUUGAUUCUUGUUAGGUCUGUGUUCUCCGUUGGUAUCCCACCUUGGUCCUGGAGUUCCUUUGUGUCUACUGGUUUUUUAUCUGUUUUGAUGCUCUCUCACUCAUAGUUGAAGUAAUUAUUUCUGUAAUUUAAGCUUUUUUUUCCUUAAUAAUGAAUUUAAUAAUUUAGUUCUCAGUUUGGUGUUUUGGGUGACUUGCGCAAGUCUGUAGAAUUUGCAUUUGUCUUGUGCUAUAACUAAAGUCACUGCAGACAGCUGCUCUUUUGCAUUUGAGAAUUCUGAAAUCUCUGAGAAUGAGAAAGUGAAAGACUAAAUGACUGCAUGGAACUCCAACUCCAGGUUGGUAGACCAACAGCGUACUGCGCCGACAGCAGGUUCUUUGUUGCACGUUUGGCACUGACUGACAUGGACACGGCUUCGAUUGGCCUUUGGGAUGCUCCCCUAUGUGUUCUGCCGUGUGGUGGAAACGCCUCAUGACAUAAAGCUCUCUCAAAAAAAACAAUACAUGUAACUAUUUGAGUUGAAUAAAGAUGAUCGCUUUUGUUUUUCA
Molecule: messenger RNA, 1712 nt
Organism: Megalops cyprinoides (Indo-Pacific tarpon)
Lineage: Eukaryota; Metazoa; Chordata; Actinopteri; Elopiformes; Megalopidae
Gene: elob
Product: elongin B
Exons: 4
Coding region: 69-428 (119 amino acids)
Biological process (GO): transcription elongation by RNA polymerase II
Cellular component (GO): VCB complex; elongin complex
Molecular function (GO): protein binding
Source: RefSeq, a predicted model, not a curated record